GUAAUUUCAUCAACAAAUAAGAAAUUUCGUGUUAUGUUUCAUGUUAGUGGUGAAAUCUAAUGUUGUUGGCAAUGAAUUUCUGAAAUUCAGUUAAAAAAUUUCAAACUUUAUGUAAAAGUUUUUCUUUUCUUAAGGAAUAUAAAAUAUAAGCUUAGUAUGUGAACAAUAUUUUGUAAAUGACAAAAACAUUCCGUUUCACUCUGGAUAUCGAUUCUUAUAUUGAAAUUUAUCACAAUGUAUUCUCACAGUAACUCACAAAAUCAAAUUUGUGGUGUAUUAAUAGAAAAUUGCCUUCUAAAAGAUGGCAAGGGUUUAAAAACCAGAACUGCCUUUAUUGGAAACAUGGUUAAAAUAUUAGGAUCCCUAGACAGUGGGGAAGUAUUUAUUAAAAUUUUGAAGGAUAACGAAACUUGGGAAUCUCUCCAAUUCAUUUGUAAAAGAAAUAUAAUAGCUCCAGUCGAUGAAAAACUGCUGUUUUUUCUUGUUCCAUUAUCACCUCAAGAAAGGGUGAAGUUGGCCAAAAACAGGGAGAAGUGUGAGAAAUUGUUGAACUUAUCCAAAGAUAUGACCGUUGCAGUUUCACUCAGUGAUGAUGUUGUUCUUGGGGUUAUAAAAUAUAUUGGCCUUGUCAAAGGAAUAGGUAAAUGUGUUGGAGUACAGCUGCAUGAGAAAAGGGACCAAAACAAGUGCGAUGGAUCGUGCUCAGGCAUUCCAUACUUUAGUUGUUCACCUGGCAAAGGUUAUUUUGCUACCAUAGAAAAAAUAAACCCCAUAAACAUAACUGCAUUCAAAGAAGUACCGAAAAAAACGGAUUCACAAGAUUCUCUAGAAAGGAAAAUCAUAUCUAAUAUAUUCCUACGAGAUAAAGAACUAGAAAUUCCUCCGAAAAAUGAGGAGAUAAUAACGAAAUAUGGAGAAUACACGAACAUGUCCAAUAAGAGUACUACAUAUAUACGGAAUUCCUUCUCUUUACAAAAUAUAUUGGACGUCGAUAAGUCGACCAACUCAAAUAAUGAUUUUGACAAUAAUUCUAUGAUGCCAGCCGAUAAGACUUACUUGAUACACGAAGGUGAAUCGAAAAAAAAAUUCAGGAAUAAAUCGGAGUUGGAUCUGAUCGAUAUGCUCGGAAAUUCUUCGUAUGAUGAUCGAGAGAAAAACGGAGAAUACAGUGGCGUGCCUAAAAAGGGGAAUGUCGUGAAGAAUGACGUAGAAGGAACUAAAUAUGGUAAAAUUAGAAGUUCAGGAGCAGGUACGCACUCUUUAGAGAAUGGAUCGUCUUCAACAAUGAAAAAAAAAGUUGGUAAUGAUUCACGAAAUACAAUGGUAAAUAAAAAGAUAAACGAGAAAAGUGAUACUCUAGCGAGGGCUUGUACGUCGAGGAACUGUGAUAAACCCAAAUAUACGGAACCCCAAAAGGGCACCACUAACGAUCUAACGCUUGGGACUCUUGUCGAAAUCUCCAAUGAUGUAACCGAGGAGCCACUGUACGGGGUGAUCAGAUGGUUGGGCGUAGAGAAUGGAACUAACUUCAUCUUGGUCGGCGUUGAAUUGGAGAACGAUCCUGAAAGCUUACCUUUAGAACUGACAGAUGGUACCCACAAUGGAUACAGACUUUUCAACUGUUCGGAGAAGAGAGCUCUGUUUGUUCCUAUCCAACAGUGCCACAAGGACUCUAGGUUUCAGGACGGAUUGCCCACUCCUGUUCAUCAACCGACAGACAAUUUGAUGGACAAUAGAGAUUGUACUAUUAUUAGAGGAUGUGUAGCACCUUUGUGCAUGCCCACAGAAGAAGAUGUAGUGGCCGUUUGUGGGAAAUACAAGGGCAUUCAAGGACAUCAUAAUUCUUGUUAUUUGGAUGUCACUCUAUUUUCAAUGUUUACUUUUACUGGAGUGUUCGACAGUCUUCUUUUCCGACCAAAGGGGCCUAAUGAUAUUCCUGAUUAUGAAGAGGUUCAACGUGUGCUUAGAGAGGAAGUAGUGAACCCUCUGAGAAAAAACCUAUACGUCAGCGCGGGACACGUGAUGAACCUUAGAAAACUUUUGGAUCGCUUAAGUUCUGUUUCUGGAUUGACAAGCGAAGAGAAAGAUCCGGAAGAAUUCCUCAACUCCCUUUUAGCCCAGAUACUUAAAGCGGAACCAUUCUUGAAAUUGAAUUCAGGUCAAGAGGCUUUUCACUACCAGUUGUUUGUGGAAAAAGAUGCACAGCUUACUCUGCCUACUGUUCAACAACUCUUCGAGCAAAGUUUUCUCACCAGCAAUAUAAAACUAAAAGAAGUACCUUCCUGCUUGAUACUUCAGAUGCCAAGGUUUGGGAAGAACUACAAGAUGUAUCCAAGGAUUUUGCCUUCACAAUUGUUGGAUGUUACGGAUGUCAUCGAAGAGUCACCCAGACAGUGUAUAGUUUGUGGGAAAGUAGCUCGCUAUGAGUGUAGGCAAUGUUUCGAUUUCAAUAAUGCUGGUCUAGCAAGCACUGCAUUCUGCGAGGUAUGUCUCAAAACGGCUCAUAAACAUGAGAAACGAAUGCAUCACCUACCGGAACCCUUGGAUGUAUCCUACGACUACACCAUUAUUGAAAACCAUGUGAAACCCCCUAGACUUUUUAUGGAGCUUUUUGCUGUCAUUUGUAUAGAAACAUCGCAUUAUGUUACGUUUGUUAAAUGUGGUAUUGGCCACGAGGCGCCUUGGUGUUUCUUCGAUUCUAUGGCGGACAGAAAAGGAGAAAGAAACGGAUACAACAUUCCAGAGAUGGUUGCAUGUCCAGACAUCUCUAGAUGGUUAUCAGAUGAAGGAGUCUGCAGGGAACUUCACGAAGAGUACCCGAAUGACAAGUUCCUACCAGAGCAUGCUCGCCGACUUUUGUGCGAUGCUUAUAUUUGUAUGUACCAAAGUUCGGAUGUUAUGAUGUACAGAUGAAUUAUUUUAGUAUAUUCUGCUAUAUGUACAGCAGGGAAAUUGUUUCGAUGACAUUCUACACAUAUAUAGUUAUUUUGAACUCUUUUGCAUGUUUGAUGGUUAUAUUUUUCUGGUGGAAAUUAAUUGCUGUUGAUUCUUGAAGCUAAUUAAAACGUUAAAUAUGAAAAUUUUAUUGAUAAAGAUUAUCUGAGAUCCUAUACCGGGUAUUUUAUGAAAACGGAGAAUUCAAUAGAUCCUAUUCACUACAAUUUUGCUCGAAUAAUUUUUCAUUUCAGAACCAAAUUAAUUUUGUAAAAAUGUUUUAGUCUUAUAUCAUAAAUGUAGUUUUCUUUCUUUUUCUUUUAAUAAAACUUCUCCUAACAAAUCCAUAAUAUUGAUCUAUUGAAUAUUAUGAAUCGAUUCAAUUACUAUUACACUUGAAAUUAUAUCCAUGUUGCAGAAAAGAAUAAUUUUGUUGAUAUGAGAAAGUAUUACCUUUUAAAUCUAGUUAGAGAAUUUAUUGCUUGUUACUUAUCACUUGAAAUAUUUAUUUAAUUUUAUUUGUUAGAUAAUUUAAUUAUAAAAAUCUUAACUUAUAUGAAAGGGCAAAUAUUCUGUAAAUUAUGCUUUUAAGUUUGCAAUUGAAUGUUGUUCUUUUGUAAAUAAAAAAUAUAUGUUUCCCAUAUG
Molecule: messenger RNA, 3579 nt
Organism: Harmonia axyridis
Lineage: Eukaryota; Metazoa; Arthropoda; Insecta; Coleoptera; Coccinellidae
Gene: CYLD
Product: ubiquitin carboxyl-terminal hydrolase CYLD
Exons: 7
Coding region: 235-2913 (892 amino acids)
Biological process (GO): protein K63-linked deubiquitination
Cellular component (GO): cytosol
Molecular function (GO): cysteine-type deubiquitinase activity; K63-linked deubiquitinase activity
Source: RefSeq, a predicted model, not a curated record